UCUCAGACAUGCUCUUCAGCCUAGAGCUCGCUGUUAUAACUAAUAGACAAAGUGAUGGACAUGGAGGUGGCGGCUCCUCCACCACCCUCUGCUGAACGCGAGGAGCAGUCAUUCGAAAGGAAUGCGCUGGCAUCCGAGGAAAACUCACAUUAUUUAAGAUCUGUGAGCAGCGAGUCGAGCUCAUUCAUCAUGGUUCAGCCGAAAAGCCGUCUGGAAGCGCCGUCCAAGAUGUGGAUGACCAUGGUUAUUACCGUCAUGAUCAUUUUCCAAGUCGCUUCGACAACCGGACUCUUCAUUUACCUCAAUAUGUCCAUGGCUCAAGCCCGGAGUCAGGGUGUUUCUGAGGAACUACGGUGUCUAGGGCUGCUGAAUGCUCUGGAAAAAGACCAGGAGGUGCCUGAUGGCCUGGUCCAGCUGUUUGGUGAACCGUGUAUCAAACUGGCUGAGGGAAUUAAGGCAUACAUCUCCAAGGUAACAGAAAACAUCAUCUCCCAGCAUGUCUUUCAAGAAAGACAAACAGCUCCGCCACGGACAACGUUUCUCACUGGUGGGAAUCCGCGCCCUUCUGCUCACCUCACUCUCCGAGACAGUGGACUACAGGGCCCUAUAUCUCUAACCCCUCAGGCAGAACUGCACCAGUCCUGCCGUCACCCUGUGCGUUCCUGGGGCAACCAGAGCUUCGGCUCCCACCUGCACAACAUGACCGUCUCCAAUGGCCGCCUGCGCAUCCCCAAGGCCGGACGCUACUACCUAUAUGCCCAGGUCUAUUUCCGCUACCUCACCCUGUCCAGCAGUGAGCGGCAGUCCAGUUCUGAGAGUCACCAGGUGGUGCAGUGUGUGUACAAGAAGACGGCGUACGCACGGCCCAUUCAGCUUCUGAAGGGAGUGGGCACCAAGUGCUGGGCGCCGGACAGUGAGAAUGCUCUGCACUCUGUCUAUCAGGGCGGCCUGUUCGAGCUGCGGGCGGGUGAUGAGAUCUUUGUCUCCGUGUCUUCCCCUGUUGCUGUACAUGCGGAAGACUCAUCAAGUUACUUUGGAGCCUUCCGCUUUGACCUGUGACCUCUGGCAUAGUGAGUGGUGGUCUAGUUUUCUUUGUUUGGAUGAAAGUCCAAUGGGUUCUUCUGAAGCGACUCAACAGAGGACUGUGAGAAAGACUGAAAAUGAGAGGAUUUAGGAAGCCAACCAUGACUUCCUGUUUACUCAGAAACCUCCAUGGAGUGAGCUCAAAUGACUCACGACUAUACAACCAGCUUAAUGACAUACAAAAGGCACAUGCCAUUAUCAAAAACAGUUGGAGAAGUGUCCUAUUGUGGUUAUAUAUGGUGAGAGCAAUCGCUGCUAUUUUUCAUGGCCUCAGCGACUACGGAAACCCCUGAUCCAGCAUCCAGCUGAAGUGAGGUCUCCUCUUUAUCCCCUCUGAAAAUGUGUAUCAUGACCUCAAAUAAGGAAUUCUCUGGCACAUAAGAUUUGGAGCUAGUGGGAAAGCAGCAGAGGAAUUUACUGAACUCUCCAUGUAUUAGAGCAGAUGUGAAUGGUGCUGCCAGACGCAUGGAAAAAUCCAAAUGGAUAGACACACUAGGGACUUGUGCUCACAGCUAUUUUUCUAUGCUUUCUAUGAUGGAGCUUCAAACAGCUAAAUGUACAGAAAAAGUAAGUUAAAAAAGCAAACUGUGGGUAAUGGAUCUUAAUCGACUGGCACUCUAAAAUGGUUUAAUAUGCCUGUAUUCUUCAUAAUAUAUUCUUUCAAAAAAUAAAUGACUCAUGGCCAAGCAAAUACACAAUAAACAUCAUCAAAUCAUUCUCACCAGUGGUGAACUAUGAUUAACAGAGUUUUGUUGUGGGCCAAAAAUCUCAAAACUCAGUCAAAAACGAGGAAAUAAUUACCUUUGCAAUAAUGCUGAUUUCUUGUAGCGCCUCUAUGGAAUUCUAGUAGUAUGUUAUUGCUAAACUAACAGUGAUUCACAUGAAUAUUUUUUGCUCAUUCUAGAUUAAACGCAGACAUGUGAAGCUUAUAACAGACCAUGUGUAGUUGUAAAGAUACAACUGUAGCAUAGAAUAGUACAUUUCAACAAAUACUGUUUCAACAUAGCACUCUGCAAACUGAAAUGUUGAUAAUACUUCUAUUGUUAAUUGCCUUUUAUAAAAUAAAGGACAUUUUUGUAUCUUUGUGGAUGAAAUGAAUCACCAAGGGUAUGAGGACACCUUCAGGCCUCACUGUAAUAUGAACCAUGAUCGUAAGCACCGUGUGACUCAGUACUCGCGUCUGAUCCUCAUUACAGUCUGACGGAAAUUCACAUUGAAUCACCAUUUAUCUCAUCCAGAAUUUGAGUUUAAACUAUGUGGAAGACCCCCUAUGUUUUUGUGUGAGAGAGUCAGUGAGGAAACGUCGAUAGUGAAUACUGACUCACACUGUCGAAAUCACGGUUGUAUGUAUAUGACAUACUAGGCUUUGAACUGACUUUCUUCUAUGAGACUGUUUAUUGGUCAUCCUUCAGAGGCUUUUUUAUUUAAUUCUAAGAUAUUUUUCCACACAGUUCCUCAGGCUGUAAGCCUGCAUGUUACUACGUAUGUCUCUCGCAGAAACAGACAAACUAUUUGGUCCUCUAAUGACCUGUAAGUUUACAGAAAUUUCACUUUGUGGUGGGAAAAGUCAUUUUGCAGGAAUCUAUGUUAGGAAACAUGCUAUGAGGCUAAUAGAGGAAACUAAAGUUGCUGAACACAGCUACAGUACACUGAACCUAAAGUUACUUGCAAACACAUUUAUUAUGGGUUUCCCAGCCUACUUGUGGACUAAAUUUUAGUGUCAAUGGAGAGCCAUCACUGGAAAUUCUUUUUAGUCUAUGUUUAAUCUGGGCCUGGAAAACUGGCUCUAAAACUGUAUAGGUAGAAAGAUAACAGGUUGUUAAUGUCAGAAUGCCAGUUCAAGAUAUACACUACAUAGUGGUGCUUCUGUUAGUGACUUGUAAUGUCAUUUGGUAACUUAGAGGAAAAAGCCCCCUUAAUUUCUCUUUUGAUCAAAUGAUGAGACCAAAUGUAAUAUAAGCCCAUUUACUGACAGUCUAUGCUUAAAGCAAUGAAAUUACAUCUGGAUUCAUUCCUCAAUAAUUUGAUUAUUUCACUUGAUCUCAUUUUAGUCCCAUUAGAUAAUGGUGAUCUAUGCAUUUAUACAUGAAUAGUCAGAUGCAGGUGGGUAGGCCGAUUAGUAGAGCUGGUUUUGAGAAGAAUUAAAAUACAUGUUUUAUACUUCCAAAGUGAAUGUUAGAUUUGUUAGAUUUCUUUGGUGCAAUUAGUCCAUCAGGCGAGUGCUCCAUAUCACCAUAAAUACAUUAUUUAUUAAUAUUUUCAUCAGAAAGACAAAGUUAUUCACUGCAGUUUCACUGACUGGCUAGCAUUGGCGUUACAUACUAGCGGAAGCUAUCAUAAGCUAGAAUUUGGAAACAUUAUUAGUCAGCUUAACAGCUACAUCCACGCCUGAUCUGUUCUAAGCUAUAAUAAUCAGCUGUACUUUUCAGUUAAAUGUUGAAUGCUGAUGAAUUAAUUGUUGUUGCUGCAAUAAUAAUGACAUUAUGAUUAUUGUUAUUAAUUCAUUUUAAAUCAACAUUAGACAAUUAAGUUAAUUCAAUAACACAGAUGCUGACAUAGGCAUCAAUUUAAUUUUAAAUCUUUUUGGUUUUGUACUUUGCCUAAUAACAAUUUUUUUAAAAAUUCUAGGAUUAGAAAUUGACCUAAAUAAAACAUUCUGUAAAAGAUUAGCCAAGGGGGCUUCUUACACCAGGUAGUGGGGCAUGAUUCCCCUUUACAAGGUUGUCUUUUUUGUGCUGUGGCACCAAAAUGGGCUGCUGUUUCAGUUUGUUUUCACUAACUGUGUCUUGGUCUAUGCAUCAUCAUCCUGUUUAUACUAUGUUUAAAAAUUUACCCUUCAUUUUUCCAAACAUGUCAGGUAUUAGCUUGCUGUGUGGCACAUCAGCAGCUAAUCAGUGUUCAUUUUGCAGUAUGAGGUACAGCUGUUCACAUACCACACUAUCACAAAUAGGUUGCCGGCCAUUAUGUUUUGGCAGAACCCACCAGAAAACUUGCUCUAAAGGAAAGCGAGAACAUAAAGGAUUUAGCUAUUUGUAUGUUUACAUACAAUCAAAUAAACACAGGAGAUCACAUCUUAACUUGUCUCAUGGGUAUUAAUGCAUAAAUUACUGUGAUAAUGUUACAUUCAUAUUUAAUACUAACAUAUGUUCAUGAUCAACAAGCAUUGAUUAGACAAUUGAAAUAAGUACAAACAACGGAUUAAAAGACGUUACAUUGUUUAAGACCCGACAUGUACACAAUGUUUUUUUUUGUUUUGUUUUUUUAAAUAAAAGAAAUACUCUGCAGGAAAAGUGGCUUUUUGUGCAUCGCAAUUUACAGACUUUUCAACCUUUCUUGAAGCCCUUGAGCUCUUCUCUCAUUAGUAAUACCUAAUAAUGAAAUCAGAUGUCAUGGUACAUGGUUAGAUGAAAAAUCCAGUAUCAACUCUGGUAUGCGA
Messenger RNA from Pygocentrus nattereri (red-bellied piranha), 4519 nucleotides. RefSeq names its product tumor necrosis factor (ligand) superfamily, member 10 like 3 (gene tnfsf10l3). The record is from RefSeq and is a predicted model, not a curated record. Gene Ontology annotation, biological process: immune response. Bases 55 to 1059 code for a protein of 334 amino acids. The transcript has 5 exons. Gene Ontology annotation, cellular component: membrane. Gene Ontology annotation, molecular function: tumor necrosis factor receptor binding. NCBI's taxonomy places the organism in Eukaryota, Metazoa, Chordata, Actinopteri, Characiformes, Serrasalmidae.